CUGAACCAUAAACAGCUUAAAGCUUUAGCAUUUCGCAUAGAACUUCAGGGAAGGGAUCCAAAUAAAAAAAAAUGAAAGUCGUUCAGUUUUUGUUGGCAGUUAUUGUAAUGACGCAGUGUUUUGGAGUUGAAAUACCGAUAGAUGAGACACAUGGUUUGGACAUAAAUUUACUUGAUAUUGUUAGAUCGGCCCGCGAUAUUGCAGCUGGACUCGUGCAAGCCAAAGGCGAUCAAUUGACGGCGGAUUAUUUUUUCAGAUAUACGACGAAUGUAGUGCGUGCAGUUCCACCGCUAGUGACCAUUGCUGUAGCGAGUGCUUUAUGCUCGGCAGUUCUAAGCGAGGAUGCCAUCCAACCUAGGCCGAAAGAUAUACCGGACGUUGAAGACGUUGCAAUUCAAGUACGCACACCUUGUAAUAUAAGAACGUAUCCAGUAAAAGAACUGCUCAGAAUAGUGGACGAUCCAGAUUUCGACAUCAACAAGAAAGUAGUUAUCGCGUCGUCGGGUUGGCUUACCAAUGCCAACAGAUCCAAUGAUGUGCUUGAAGGAAUCGGCAAAGCCUACAAUUGCCGUGGCGAUACAAAUUUCUUGGGCAUCGAUGUGGGACGCUACAUACAAACGCUCUACACCUGGUCUUCACUGAAUACAAACCGAAUUGGCGAAAUACUCGCAAUUGCAUUGGUGGAUUUCGUAGAAGUUGUGCCGCUAGAAAAUAUACAUUUGAUGGGUCACAGUUUGGGUGCACAGAUCAUGGGAGCAACGGCACGGCAUUUUACGCGCCUAACCGGUAAACAAAUACCGCGUAUCACUGGUUUCGAUCCAGCUGGCCCGUGCUUCGAUUAUGGCCAAAGGCAAACGACGCUUUCGGCUAGCGAUGCAGCAUUUGUUGAUAUCAUCCACACCAACCCCGGCGUUGCCGGUCAGUCAGAGCCCACGGCGCAUGCGGAUUUUUUCGUUGGCGGCCGUUUUCCCAUACAAAAUGGUUGCAACGAUUCAGUUUGUUCACAUCAACGUUCCUGGCAGUACUACAUGGAGUCGGUUUAUCCGGGUAACGAAUACAAUUUUCUAGCAAAACGUUGUGGAUCGCUCUUGAGUCUGGAUCAGGGACGUUGUGUGGGCGACGACUAUCCGAUGGGCAUUGCAACACCGAUAGGUCUACAGGGCUUAUUCAUAUUAAAGGUAAACCCCACCGAACCAUACGGUAUGAAUGCCACAGAACAUUGUACAAGUCCUGAUUCGACGUGCGGUGCGUGUGUACCCACUGGUCAGAAUUUAAUGGAUAGGGUAUGAGGUUCUUCAAGAAAUAUUUCAGCACAUUCUUAAAUAUUUUUGUUUUGGAA
This is a messenger RNA of Bactrocera tryoni, 1339 nucleotides long. RefSeq names its product vitellogenin-2-like. The record is from RefSeq and is a predicted model, not a curated record. The transcript has 3 exons. Bases 72 to 1289 code for a protein of 405 amino acids. Gene Ontology annotation, molecular function: lipase activity. Lineage: Eukaryota; Metazoa; Arthropoda; Insecta; Diptera; Tephritidae.